Zea mays is the source of this 2119-nucleotide messenger RNA. RefSeq lists its product as uncharacterized. NCBI's taxonomy places the organism in Eukaryota, Viridiplantae, Streptophyta, Magnoliopsida, Poales, Poaceae. The transcript is spliced from 3 exons. The coding region runs from base 103 to 1794 and encodes 563 amino acids. The record is from RefSeq and is marked validated.
UGCUCCCCUUCUCCUCCCUUCCCUUCCCUUCCUCGACUUCACCUCACCACCAUCUCCAGCUCCAUCCGCACGCAGCCGUUUACCAACCGACGCAGCGAGGAGAUGAACGCGUCGCAGUUCAUGGACAAGCAGAUCCUCGGCCUGGCUGCCUCCGCUUCCCCCUCCGGCGGCGGCGCGGGGGGCGGUGGGGGUGUGGAUCUCAGCGAUCUGAUGAUACCGAUCCCCCAGGAGGACGCCGAGAACCGCCUCGGUCGCCGGCGUAGCAGCACCAGCGUCAACGGAACCGCAGACGACAUGCUACCCAGUUAUGACUUCCAGCCCAUCCGCACUAGUGGCGGCGCCGCGGCCGCCGCCGCGCCUCAGGCCUCGUGGGGGUCGCUCGACUCCAAGGCACCCUCUGCCUCAUACAACCUCAAGAGUGCUGGUAUAUUGGAGCCGCAUGUGCUGAAGAAAGUUAGUCAUGAGGAAGACAAGAGUAACUUUCCUACAGUUACUAUUGCGGAUAUUGAUCGAACCAUGAAGAAGUACUCUGAUAACCUUUUGCAUGCACUGGAAGGUGUAAGCUCAAGGCUUUCACAGAUGGAGGGUAGAACACACCAACUCGAAAACUCUGUUGACGAGUUGAAGUUAACAAUCGGUAACUAUAAUGGUAGCACUGAUGGAAAACUGAGGAACCUUGAGAACAUGCUCAGGGAGGUCCAAGCAGGUGUGCAGAUUUUGCGAGACAAGCAGGAAAUUGUCGAGACACAGCUCCACCUUGCGAAGCUCCAGACAAACAAAACCGAUGGCCAAUCAUCAGAAAAUAGUGGGUCUGGACAGGCUGGUUUACAGCAGCAGCCGGUGGUUCCUCCACAAGCAGCCAUUCAGCCACAACAAGUCCUAACCCCUUCGCAACCACCUGCACUUCCUGCCCUUCCUGCUCCAAAUGCACCACCUCCACCUCCAACGCUUCAAAACCAAUCAUCAUUACAGUUUCCAAGUCAUUUACAACAUUCACAGGUACCAUCUGUGCCUUCUGUUGCACUGGCACCCACAGUUCCAGCUUUACCAAGGGAUGCUUACUAUGCCCCAUCUGCUCAGCCGACCGAGACCAUGCACCAGCAGUAUCAAGCUCCGCCAGUUCCACAGCCACAGGCACCUCCUGCACCACCUCAGCAGUACCAAUCCCAAACCCAGUUCCCUCAAUAUGCACAGCCACCUCAGCCUGCAAAUGUUAACCCUUCAACUCCCCAUGUGCCCCAUGCACCCCAGCAACCAGAGGAAACUAUGCCUUAUGCACCAGCUCAGAGCUAUCCACCUAAUGCAAUCGCUGCACCUUAUAUGCAACCACCUAGUGGACCUGCUCCUCCUUACUAUGGGCAGCAAAACCCUAGCAUGUAUGAACCUCCUGCAGGCCGGGCUAACCCUGGGCCACCAUCAUCCUACGGUUCUGGUGGGUACGGGCCACAGGGUGGAGGUAGUUUCUCUGAAUCUUAUGGUUACACUGGAUCUCCUUCCCACCGUGGCAAUGCUGGAAUGAAGCAGUCUUCACCUUUUGCUCAAUCCUCUGGAGGAAGCGGCAGCUAUGGCAGUGGCAAGCUCCCUACUGCCCAGAUGCUUCCACAAGCAGUGCCGAUCAGCUCCUCCAGCACCAGCGGUUCUUCUGGCAAUAGAGUGCCACUUGACGAUGUAGUGGAGAAGGUUGCUACGAUGGGAUUCUCAAGAGAGCAGGUGAGAGCAACCGUGCGGAGGCUGACUGAAAACGGGCAGAACGUGGACCUGAAUGUGGUGCUCGACAAGCUGAUGAACGGAUGAUAAGUUGAGCAAUACUGUCAUUUCACAGUCCCGCACAGUACUAUGGAAACUUGGAAAGUGUCAGCUCAUCAGCUGAAACGAUUUUUCUGUCUGCAACGUUGCAUACCUGAUUGUGCCUGGAGAACAAUAAUGGCCGAACAGCCGCUCAUCCUGAUUGCCGGUCACGGUUGCUUCAUCUGGAAUGGAAACAGCUCAGUGUGCCUUCAGUGAAUUACAGUAUCACAAUCUGAAUACGUUGUCCAUUUUAUGUAUAUGUGGCGAUGAGACAUUCUAAAACAUAUACUGUGGUUUCUUGUGAUAUGUUAAUAAGCAGCUUUACUCUGUU